AUGACGGAUCGUACCAAUUUGAGCUCCAGCUCUGAUGACGCGUUGCUAGCUCUGGACGAACGAGCUUCGUUACUCUUGUCUGCUCGACGCACAGAACAAAAAAAAAAUUUUAACGUAUCAAACUUGAAAGAAUCAAUAAAUUACGAAACGCACGAAGUUGGGCAAGAAACAGACAACACUAAUUACUCAGAGGGUGAAGAUUUAUCCAACCGUUCGACAGAGAACGAACUUAAAAGUGAUAACGAUUUUGACCCGAUCGACUCUUCUCCAAUGUAUCAAGUCGAUAAGCAUGUCAUCAACGAAGAGGAAGGAAAUGAGUAUGAUCAAGAGAUUCACGAAGAGAUUUACACAGACGAAGAUAGCAAAAAUUUGAUUGAUCAGAAUGGUAUAAAUGAUAAAUUGCGGAAUCAAGGUCAAAAUGCAUACAAGAAAAUUCGAUCUUUGGAAAAUCAGAUCUCGUUAUUUAAGAAAAAAAAAGAGGAACUAGAUGAACGUAUUGAAGAACUCGAAGUAGAAAAAGAAAUGGAACAUGAGGAAAAACUUGCUUUAGAGGAUGAAAGAAAUAAUUUAGAACGACAGAAGGAUGUUGCUUUGGAGAAGUUACGUUUAAUGUCGAUUGACUACAUAAACAUCGAAAAUAAGCUGGAAGAAAAAAACAAAAAAGAAUUGGAACUAAAAAGUAAGGUCAAAAUUUCGAAUGAAAGAAUUCAAGAAUUUAAAGAAGAUCAUGCUAUUCUGCUUGAAGAACGUAACAUUUUUGAAGAGCAAAAUAUAGAUUUGUUGAAGAAUGUGCAGGAACUUAACAAAAAAAUAGUUGAAUUAGUUGAACAAAAAACGAAAUUAUCGAGUACAUUGGAACAUUUACAAAAAGAUCAUGAGAGAUUGGAAACCGAGCAUGCAAAAAUGAAAGAGGACGAUACUGAAAAAAUAAACAGUUUAUCGGAGGAAGUGGGGACGCUCGAGGAACAACUUGCUCGUAUCAUGGGUGGUGACGAGCGGCUUGAAGAGUAUGAAAGAGAGAAUGAGAGAUAUGAACUGCGUCUCAAACAAUUGGGGGAAACAAAUAGAAAUUUAGAAAAACAAAACCGAUUUUUGGAGAAUCAAAGAAGUGAACUACAAUCCCGCCGAGAUCAUUUGACCAUAGAAAGGGAAAGACUUCUUUUACAAGUGGAGGGUUUGUCAACCAGUCUGGAAAUAAUCAAUAAAAAUAUGAAUUCAGCACAAGAACGCCAUGAAGCGAAGAAUGCAGAAUUUUCCGAACAACAAUUAAGACACACCGAGGAAACCAAAAAAGCCAUACAUUUAAAUGAAUCCUUAAGACAAGAACUAGAAAAAACUCUCGAAGAGAAAAAAAUGCUAGAAAACCAAAUUGGCAUGGCCGAAGUUGAAACUUCCAACUUGUUAAGAAAGGUCGAAGAUUUGGAAAAUUUGAAGUCUAACAUUAAUAAUAACUUGGGAAAUUUGCAGUCUGGAAUUGCAGAAAAGGAUAUACAACAUUCUACUAAUAGAAGGACGGAUGAUGAGAAUACUGCCGGAAAAGAAACUCGAGUCGAUAACAACCAAUUACAAUCCGAAAGGGACGUGCUGAAGACGGAAAAUGCCAAACUUUCAAGGGAUUUACAGAAGGUUAAUGAUAGAAAUCAACGUUUAGAGAUUCAACUAAGUGAAAUGGUCGACAUGAUGGGAAAUAGAUCGAACGAAUUGUACGCUUACCCUUCGGAAACCCUGCGAUCUUUGAAUUUAGGUUCAGAUGAUAAAAAUCUAUUGGCGCAUUUGGAAAAUGAGGUGGUGGUCUUGCGUACACAGUGUAGUUCGUUGCAGGCCGAACUGCUUUCUAAAAACGAACAGAGUUUGCAACUGGAACAAUUACGUUUGCAACUGGAUACCACUAAGCGCCAGCUUUUUGAGCGUGAAAACGUGAUCGUUGAGUUGAAAACGAGAAUAGAAUUGAACGAAUUGGAUAUCAAAUCUAAGCAACUUAUGAUCGAACAACUGCAACAACAUAAUGAUCAAGCUCUUAAUAACUCAUUACUAGAUGCAGGGGACAUUUCUCACAGCACCAUUACUUCUGGUAGUGAUUCAUUCAUUAUUCAGUACGAACAUAUGAUAGAAGAUUUGAAGGCUAAGCUUGACGACGCAUAUGUUGAGAAUGGAAAACUACUGCAUCAACUUACCCAAGUGGCCCAAAGAGCUCAAGAUGAUUUUAAGGCAGCAAAAAUUCAAGAGCUCCAGAUUCAAAAUACAGAGUUACAGCGCAUUCUGAGGUUAAGGGAAGAAGAGAUAAUCCGGGAACAAAACAGGACCUUUGACCAACAGGCUAAAUCUCAAGUUCGCGGCGAAAUUGUCGAAGGAAUAAGUGAAUUGGUAAACAGUUCAUUUAAUUCUACAAAUAAGGUGGUGGACAUUUCUCUGUCACAAGACCUUUCCUUCUUACGCAGCGAUGAUUCUCACUCCAAUCGUCGAUCGACUUUUACUCCGCAUAAGAAAUCUGUUCAACCUGAAUUACAAGCCAUAAAGGUUCAACUAGGCGAUCUACAUGAGCAGCUUGAGUCAAAGAAUGUUGAUCUCGAAAAAGCAAUUCUUACUGCACAAGAUCUUUCCACGAAACUUGAUGAUGCACAGGAAAAAAUCCAAUUCAUGGAAAACUGCAUGCAAAAUACUGAUAAAUCAAUUUCUCUUUUGCGAGACGAGUUGUUCCGAAAAAAACAAGUUAUAAAUGAAAUGGAGUCAAGAUUGAAAAAUGUAAUUUGUUCGCGAUGUGGAGGCUCAAUGGAAAUACCUACUAAUGCAGUUUCAAACCGUAGUAAGAUGAUAGAAAAGGAUAUUGAAGUUACUCUGAAGAAGAACCUGCAGACCGUGGAAUAUAUUGAUGAACUCGUGAAAGUUGUUUCGCGACAAAAUAAUUUCGCUAACCUUAAUCAAUCAAAUUUUUCACAAUCUAUGCAGAGCAUUCAACAAAUGAUUGAAGGCUUAUAUAAACAAGCUGCCAAUAUGCAGAAAAUUAUGGAAGAAAAUGCAGAAGUGUUGAAACGCCUGGCGGAAUCAGCAUUUACGGAAUCUCCCAAGAAGCCACGUAGACAAACUCCAAACUCAAGUAAACUCAUUCGCUCUCCAAAAAUGGUUGAUGACACGUUGGAAAUAAAGCGUGAAGAUUUGAAAGCGAUAGUGGUUGCAGGAGGAAAUAUGAUGAAUACCCCGUCGAAGCUUGUUUCCCAAAUCGACAGUUUUGCUACCGCUGUGUUGGAACAAGAAUUUAACAUGUCGGGGAUCGAAGAUCGCGUCCAGCUAUUUAGUGAAUUAUUUGAAAAUUACGUGAAGAAAUUUGAAACAUUCGAGAUUUUACAAAAUCGAAUUAUGCAAGAUCUAAAUAAUCAUCGAAAGAUUUCAGACACAGAUUCGAAAAAUAAUGGCAGCAUUAACAUUUUGAUAACAAGCGUCCAUGAAUUAUCAGCAGACAAUAUUCAAUUGUCUGCACAGAUAAAAAAAUUGCUAAUAUUAAUGAAAUCGAAUAUUCUUCCGGAAAACAAUUUUGCCAAAACUUUGGUUCACCAAGAGACUCGUGAAGAAGUCGAGAAAUUGAGUAAAAUAAUCAUGGUUCAAGAUCAGAUUAUGGAAGAUUACGAAGAGAAGCUUGAACUUCUUAAACACAAAGAAGAGGAACAGAUACAAAAAGAAAUGCCUAAUUUAUCUAUUUCUAAGAACAGUGACAUCUCGGAUCAGAAUGACCAAUGCGAUUUGCAACUACAAAUCCAAGAACUUCUUAAUGCGUGGCAGCUGGAAGUAAAUGCUAAUGCAUCCCUUCGUGCGGUCAUCAAAGAGAUGAAAACAAGAUCGGAAAGUAAAGAAACGGAAUUGAAUAAUAAAAUAGAAAACCUGAUUGUUCAACUUAAUAACAUAUCUGAGCAACUUCAAGUAUUCAAGAUACGAGCGAAAAAUUUUGAGUCCAAGUUUCAGCAAGCAGACGAAUCCCUUAAGAAAAAAAUUGAGAACGAGGAAAUUCUACGGAAAGAGUGGAACGAAAUGGUCGAAGGUCACGCCAGGGAUUUAGAGGCAUUGAGACACCGCUGGAACAAGGAACGUGCUUUGCUGAAAGAAUCCAGUACUAAAACAAAAACUCAACAAUUAGCUGAAUUAGAGGCAAAUCACAAAGAACUCGAAGAUUCAUGGAAACAGGAAAAAGAAAUAUUGAAUAAAAAAUUGCGAACACAAAAAGAGGCUUCUGAGCGAGAAAUCAAAACACUACAAAAGGAAAUAGAAAAGUUGGGUUCGACGAUUAGAGAGUUAAAAGAAGAAUUGUCAUCUGUUAUGGCAAAUAAAAAGACCUUAACAUUGGAAAAGGCUCUUUUGACAAAAGAAAAAUCGGAAUUACAACAACAGUUAGAUAACCUGCAAAAAGAAUCAACCCGUUACCGCAGCAAGAAUGCAUCAGUCACAGAACUCGAGGGUCGAAUAAGACGGUUACAGAAAGAAAAGGAUGUCACCUCGGAAAAAGCAUCCCAAAAAAUAAAAGAUCUUCAAAGUGAACUUCAAAUAGAAAGGGAGAAGACAUCCAAGUUGAAUAAAGAAAAAAAUUCAGCAAUAAAAGAAAAAUCUGAGUUGCAACGGAAGUACAUGAUUUCUAACGAGAUGAAAGAGUCUCUUGAAACCGAUAUACGUGACGAAAAAGAACAUGUCAAAGCACUUGAAGUGGAAAUCCAGAAUAUCACAGAUCAAUUACAAACUGAACGUCGUGACCACCAGUUCAAGAGCGAACAACUAUCAAGAUAUGAAGACGAAUUGCAAGCUGUACAAGAACAAUGUAAUCUGUUGCGGGAAAAAAUGGAAGAACUACAAGACACUUUAAGCCACGAACGUAAUCAAUUUAAGAUUCAGCUGCAACACGUUGAAACAGCAAAUAAACGUCGCACUGGACCUGUUGACGAUGAAGAAGUCAAUAUGAUCUUGGAUAAAAAUUCGAGAUUGCAACACGAUCUAAUCGCAACGAACAACAAACUCCAGGAGUUGAAGGAAUCUGCACAAAAUGAAAUCAACGCUCUCCAAGAAGAAUUCCAAGCAACCAAACGACAACUGGAAUUAAUAGAAGAAUCGCAGGCGGUUAACUCCAAUUCCGAUGAUGUCAAAAGCAGAGAAAGAAUCCAUGAGGAAUAUCAGCGAAAAUUUGAAGAACAAGAUGCGAAGUUUAAGCAUAAGUAUCAAUCCGAGUUAAGAAACGAGCGAAAAAGAUAUAUCGAAGAAUGUGAUCUUUUAGUCAAAGAAGUUCGAUAUCUCAGAGCAAGAUGUAUGCGAGAAUCAGGAUUCCGUGCCGACUUGAGUUAUCAAAAAAAGUUUAUGAUGUUACUGCUGGGUGGUGUUGAAUCAUGUGAACAAACGACAUUGCUUUUGAUAUCUGACAUACAAAAUUCAAACCGUCGCGUAUCCCACAUGCGACCUUCGCCGCUAUUGAUUAAAUUUCGUGGUGCCGUGACAGCCAUACUUGCAAUUCAAAGGAUGAGGAUUCUUAAAAACUCUUGGUUAAGAUGUAGAGAACUAAAACGAACAAUACAACAACAGCGACAUUAG
Messenger RNA from Acaulospora morrowiae, 5559 nucleotides. Lineage: Eukaryota; Fungi; Glomeromycota; Glomeromycetes; Diversisporales; Acaulosporaceae. The record is from the annotation of a GenBank genome assembly.